This is a messenger RNA of Eimeria acervulina, 1149 nucleotides long. RefSeq names its product 14-3-3 protein, putative. The transcript is spliced from 4 exons. The record is from RefSeq and is a predicted model, not a curated record. Bases 1 to 1149 code for a protein of 382 amino acids. Lineage: Eukaryota; Apicomplexa; Conoidasida; Eucoccidiorida; Eimeriidae.
AUGGCAUCAAGCGCCCUGAACAAGGGCUCUUGGAGGCCGCCAGUGGCUCCUGCGGCUGGCGCAGCACAGCGAGGCCUGGGUUAUAUUGUGCAGCAGCAGCAGCAGCAUCAGGAGCAAGAGCAGCAGCAAAUGAAGCAACAGCACCAACUGCAGCCGCAAUACAGAGUAAGAACUGCAGCAGAGGAUGACGCAAACACCCGCAUCUCUGACGCAGAGGCAAAGAUCGAAGUCACAGCGCAGUGCAGGUCCAGAGAUGAGGUCUUCCAAGCGCUGAAAGAGGCCAUACAAUUGCACCCUGUUUUAUCUCGAAAGCACCGGGAGCUUCUGGCAAACACCGUAAAGGCGAUGAUUGCUGACUGCCGUUCUUCUUAUUACAUGAUUUCUGGAGCUCAUGCAGCUUUGCAAGCUGCGGGUCCGGCAUGGCAGGGGGCUCGCGAGAGAGGUGCUGCUGUUGCUGCUUGUCGUGCUGCUGCUGCUGCUGCUGCGGGGCUCACUAUGGCGGGUAUGUCCCCUAAAGAAGCAGCAGAAACUGCAGCAGACACAGCAGCAUCAAAAGGAGUGGGUGCAACUCGGAACCUUGUGCCUCGAUACAAGCUGCAGCAGCAGCGGCGGCACAGUGCUGCAGCUGCUGCUGCUGCGCUGCACCGGGCUCAAGCAGCAGCAGCAGCAGCAGCAGAUGAUGACAGUUCCUCUGUGGACCCAGAAGGCGACCCAUGCAAACCUCUGCCCCACAGGAGCAGCAGCAGUAGCAGCAAUAUGGACAGCAGCAGCAACGACAACGACAGCAGCAACAGCAACGACAACAACAACAGCAGCAACAGCAGCAGCAGCAGCACCACUACCACCAGCAUCGCGCCGGACUCCGCAGCAGCUGUGAGUCAAGGGAUGCCGAUCCCGGAGCAUCUUCUCGAUACAAUUCUUUCUGAUGUUGUUUUACCUUUUUCUGAAUACUUCUGCAAGAGAUUAGAUGCCUUCUUAAGACAACUCAUUAAUGAAGUGCGGUCACUCGCAAACAAAAUCCAUAAUAUCGUCAACCGCUCACUCAUGCCUGCUGCAGACUCCACGGAGGCGAGGGUCUUUUACUUGCAACUCAACGCAGAUGUAUCCCGAUAUGCAUCUCAGGUAUGCGCUGUGUGUGAAGGCGGCUAA